Zingiber officinale is the source of this 2938-nucleotide messenger RNA. Its product is annotated as MND1-interacting protein 1-like. The transcript has 3 exons. The coding region runs from base 164 to 2602 and encodes 812 amino acids. The record is from RefSeq and is a predicted model, not a curated record. NCBI's taxonomy places the organism in Eukaryota, Viridiplantae, Streptophyta, Magnoliopsida, Zingiberales, Zingiberaceae.
AAAAAUUGACGGAGGCAGUCCAGAAGGCGUUCUUCACCAAGGCCCUGUGCCGCGACCCAAUCCGCCCGGUCACCAUCGCCGAUCGGUCUUCGGAUCGGUCUUAACCGCGCUAGAUACGUCCUGGUACGGAUCUGUUCCAUUACUUGCAAUUAGACGGACAAGAAUGGUUGCUGCAAAUGACAGUCUACUGUCACCCACUAUAUCCUCUUCAGACAAGUGUAGCAGGAAUAAGAGAAAAUUUCUAGCAGAUACCCCCAUCCUAGACAUACCUGAUCCUUCUUUGAAGGAAAGUCCACCCCAGGACUAUGAUCCAUUUCCAUCCGAGCCAUUUGAAGAUUUUGAGGCACAUGUAAAUACAUGUAAUGCAUGUAGAGUCAUUAGUCUUAGUCUCAAAAAAACAUUGGAGGUGGAAGAUGGUAGAGAAGCUGACUGGAGUGGCAUGACAGAAACACAACUUGAGGACCUUCUUCUGAGUAAUUUGGACACAUCAUACAAGAAUGCAAUAAAAAAGGUCACUUCUUAUGGAUAUAAAGAGAGCAUUGCAAUUAAUGCUAUAUUAGAUGUUGGUCGGUGCUCUAGUUGCAAUAACCCUGUUGUGGGUAUCGCAGAACAUGCUUUGGAGUUCCUAGCAAGUGGGAAAACAGUGGAUGUUUCUGAGAGAGAGAAUGCAUCUGAGCAGAUUAAGGAGUUGGAGAAGAGCUUAUUAGAGGACAUGAUUGGCCUGCUAAGAGAAAUGCAGCCUUUCUUUAGUAGAGGAGAUGCAAUGUGGUGCUUGUUGAUGUGUGAUAUGAAUCUUUCCCAUGCAUGCCCAAAUGAGAUUGAUCCUUUCUGUAGUUCAGAAUGUAAAGAUGUUUCAGGUUAUUCUGCUUCUCGAUCAAUCUCUGGUUGUAAUUCCUAUAAAUCUACUUCUGUUAUGUCUGAGUCCAAUGCUGCAUCUGUUAAGUUAAACCCUUCAUUAUUCUAUCCCCAAACUUCCUUGAAAGCUGAAGCCUUCAGUUUGGGUAGUAUCUCCAGUUUGCCUUCUCAAUUCUAUGCAUCAGACAGUGUGCAUGGUGCAUUACCUUUGAAGGAGCCUCUUGUAUCUUCAUUUACAUCUUUGGAGAAGAAUCUCUUCUCUUAUAGUUCACCUAGUCCUUCUCUUCAAAGUGUAAAGCCUGCUGGAAGUAAAAAAUCAUUUUCCAGUAGUUCUAGGAAUCGCUACAGGUCAAACCACUCGGAAAGGAAUGGUCGAGUUCAUGGUUAUAGGUCAGGUUCAAGAGUAACUAAAACUAGAAACUUCACGAACCUAUUAUUAAACAAAAAAUGUCAGUCAGUUACAGGUUCCAUAAACAUUGAUCCCAAUCCCUUUCCAUCAAAAUUAGAUAAAACAGUUGAACUAACUGCUUCAGACUCGAUUGCAAUCCAGAACUUCUCUUUUACUGCUGGUUCAUCUAAUACUACAUCAUCUGGCCUGAACAAAGCUAGUAAGAACCAUUCUGAACCUUCUACAAGCUCUGAUGCUCCCUUAUCACUUACUACCAAUACAUGUCAAGAUGUUACUACUGGAACAAAGAGCAAUUGUGUUUCUAGUUUUGUUUACAAUCAGGAUAAUCCGAAUUGGAAAUAUUUGAUUGCCAAAGAUGAAAUCCUGCUUAAAUUAGUCCCUCAAGUUGAAGAGUUGAAGACUCAAGUGAAUGAUUGGACAGAGUGGGCACAAGAAAAGGUGAUGCAGGCUGCUCGUAGGCUCAACAAGGAUAAGGCAGAGCUUCAAAUUCUGAGACGAGAAAAAGAUGAAGCAGCUCGUCUCCUUAAAGAAAGAGAGACACUAGAAGUUAGUAUGAUGAAGAAGGUUGCAGAGACAGAGUAUGCAUGGUCAAAAGCCUGUGCUCAAUAUGAAAUGUCAAAUGCUACUAUGGAGAGGCUUAAAGAUGAGAACCACCAACUGAAGCAAGAAUUGGAAGUUUCUAAAGCACAUGCUGCUAAAUUAGCAACUAAUUGUCAAGAUGCAACAAUGAGGGAAAUUAUGACACUUAAGAAGAUACAGUCUCGGGAAAGAGAAAAGCAAACACUUGCUGAGGAGCUUGCUGCUGAAAAGCACAAAUUCUUGCAUCUCAACCGGGGGUUGGUAGAAGCUAAAGAGCGCCAUGACCAAAGUGAGGAUAGGUGGAAAAUUGAACACAAGGCAAAACAAGAUGCCCUCAUGUUGGUUGCUGCUGAAAGGAAGGAACGUGAACAAAUAGAAGCUUCAUCCAAAUUGGAGGAAGCUGCCUUGGCAUUAAAGGCAGAAAGUGAUUUACAAAGACACAACGAGGAGAUCAGGAGACUCCAAGAACAGAUUUCAAAAAUGAGGAUGGAUAGCCAUACAAAAGUUCCAGCACUCAGUUGGAACAUGAAUGCCCAUUCCAAUAUCGACAUAUUUAAUUCCCAGGUAUCAGAAAAUGAAGUACAGCGUGAUAGAGAGUGCGUAAUGUGCUUGACUGAGGAAGUGUCCGUUGUUUUCCUUCCCUGCUCCCAUCAAGUUGUUUGUGAAAAAUGCAAUAAGUUGCAUGAGAGGCAGGGAUUGAAGGACUGCCCUUCUUGCAGGACCCCCAUUCAUCGAAGGAUACAUGUUCGCUCUAUCUAAUGCUACUUCUGCAGAUACCUUCUUUUGCCUAAAACAUCGGUUUGAACUACUUAAUUGGAGGAUUGAUACUGAACAUGGAGGUCGUUCCUUUUUUUUCUUUCCAUUGAUAUCUUAAACCAUCAGACACACCAUUGAAGUGUGAAUUCAGACCUACUCUUCCCUUUUUAUCCUAUUACAUCUUUCAUUUUGUUUCAUAAAUACAUAAAUAUUGCCUUGUGGAACAGAAAGGAACAUGGCCAUAAAUGAACUUGGAAAUUUGAAUACAUGCUUCAUGGCACAUUUCAGUCAUGAAAUUGUCUGGCACAGCUUUGUUACUGCAUUUUGUCGAGUUUUAAU